AUGGUUAAUGUUUCAGAACCAUUCGAUCAACCAGCUGGACCACCACGUUUCCUGAAAUGUCUGCGCG
This is a messenger RNA of Cercopithifilaria johnstoni, 67 nucleotides long. The record is from the annotation of a GenBank genome assembly. Lineage: Eukaryota; Metazoa; Nematoda; Chromadorea; Rhabditida; Onchocercidae.